AUGCCCCGUUACAGAGGGAAGCUUAACACUAUGAUUUUCCUGCUGAUCCUGCAGGGAGCAGCGGUGGUGCUCCUCUGUGGCUGGUACAUCCGACUAACCCCUUGUGACUCCAAUCCAUCCAAUGGGAAAGUCCACGUUUUGCUUCUGUCAUCGUGGCGAUCAGGAUCAUCCUUUGUUGGUCAGGUGUUCAGUCAACAUCCGUCUGUCUUCUACCUAAUGGAACCUGCCUGGCACAUUUGGACUAAACUCAAGAACUCUGGCGCGCAGGCAUUACGCAUGGCUGUAAGGGAUCUAAUGCGCAGCGUGUUCCAUUGCGACUUCUCUGUGACGGAGGCCUAUCUGCCGGAGCGUUAUAAUGUUUCCUCUUUGUUCAUGUGGAGUCACAGUCGAGCGUUGUGCUCACCACCAGCUUGUUCGCUCACACCACGUGGCGAUUUCAGCAAUCAAACUCAGUGCUUGAAAACAUGCGAAGCCAUGGGACAUCAGGGUGUGCAGGACGCCUGCGUUUCUUACAGUCAUGUAGUUUUAAAAUCGGUGCGCGUUUUUGAGCUGGAAUCCCUAUACCCGCUCUUUGAGGACCCGAGCCUCGACCUCCGCAUCAUUCAUCUGGUUCGGGAUCCACGGGCCGUGGUGCGGUCAAGGGAACAGUCUGCCAAAGCUUUCGUCAGUGAUAGCGCCGUCGUGUUGGAGCAGAGGAGCAUACCGGCGGCUGAGGUACAAUACCAAGUCAUGCAGGAAAUCUGCCAAAGCCACGUCCGCAUUAGUGAAAGGGCCCUGCAGACACCCCCGCCGUUCUUAAAAGGCCGGUACAAAAUGGUUCGCUACGAGGACGUGGCCCGAAAUCCGCAAGAAGAAAUACGCGCCAUGUAUGAGUUUGUAGGUCUGGACAUGACAAAUCAGAUGGAAGGAUGGAUUUAUAAGCUGACUCAUGGAAAAGGCAAAGGUUCUGUGAAAGAGGCCUUUCAAAUAACUUCAAGAAACGCUGCCGACGUUUCCCAGGCCUGGCGCACCACGCUGCCGCACAAUAAAGUCAAGCGCAUCCAGGAAGUGUGUAAGGCGGCCAUGUCGCUGUUCGGGUACACGACUGUUAACAGCGAUAAAGAACAGAAGAAACUCGACAUUGAUUUACUGGUACCACGUAAACCGUACCAGUUCAGUUGGUUACCAGCCAGAACAGAGCGCCCUGGUAAAGGUUAA
Molecule: messenger RNA, 1197 nt
Organism: Nerophis lumbriciformis (worm pipefish)
Lineage: Eukaryota; Metazoa; Chordata; Actinopteri; Syngnathiformes; Syngnathidae
Source: RefSeq, a predicted model, not a curated record